ACAUUAGUAUGACAAAAGUAGUGCUUUAGUAACAGAUGUGUAAUAAUACUAGUAGUAGUCUUUCAUGGUUGUAGUUACAACAUGAAUGACAUCUCUGUUUCUUAAAGACUCAUGUCAACAUUUUGUCAUGCACGUCAUCUGAAGUGGUGUAAGAGAGACUGAAACGCGGAGUCUCUUCAGCGUCACGGCGCGGCCCUUUUUUCACUUUGACACAGCUUGUUUCCUGCACAGCCUUCAGUCGCUCUACACCACUAACAACAUGGCCAUAUCCAGAAAAGACAGCUUCCUCUGGGGGAAAGCUCCACCGAAACUCCCCCCUGCAGUGAGAAGGCAGAGUGACACCAUCAAGAAUCACAAGUCUGAGCUGCAGGAUGACAUUCAGAAGCUGAGGUUAGAGAUCAGUCACGUCACGCCAGAAAUCCACAACCCUGAACUGGAGGAGCAGAAUAAAAAUGUUGCGAGGAACAGAGGAUUCUUACAUGGGAAAAAGAAAUUCAACAUGGACCCUACAAAAGGUGUUAGGUACCUGGUUGAAAAUAGCCUGCUGGAAUGGCGAGCAGAGUCAGUGGCAGAGUUUCUGUACAAAGAGGAGGGACUGAACAAGACUGCCAUAGGAAAUUUCCUCGGAGAGAGGAAGGACAUGCAUCUGGAUGUGCUGAAAGCCUUCGUGGGCUUGCAUGAAUUUUCAGACCUGAAUCUGGUGCAGGCACUGAGGCAAUUUUUAUGGAGCUUUCGUCUCCCGGGAGAAGCUCAGAAGAUUGACAGGAUGAUGGAGGCAUUUGCAACCCGCUACUGUGACUGUAACCCCGGGGUCUUCCAGUCCACAGACACAUGCUACAUCCUGUCUUUCGCCGUCAUCAUGCUCAACACGAGUCUCCACAACCCCAAUGUGAAAGACAAGCCCAGUCUGCAGCGGUUUGUCGCCAUGAACAGAGGGAUCAACAAUGGGGAAGACCUGCCCACCGAGCUGCUUACGAACCUGUACUCGAGCAUCCGCAACGAGCCAUUCAAAAUCCCAGAGGAUGAUGGGAAUGACCUCACACUGACAUUUUUUAAUCCAGACAGAGAGGGCUGGCUCCUUAAAAUGGGUGGCCGAGUUAAAACCUGGAAGAGGAGGUGGUUCAUUUUGACGGACAGCUGUCUGUACUACUUUGAAUACACAACAGAUAAAGACCCAAUUGGGAUUAUUCCUCUGGAGAACCUGUGUGUCAGGGAGGCGCAGUGCACAAGCAAACCGUAUUGUCUGGAGUUAUAUAACCCCAAAGGACAAAAGAUCAAGGCCUGCAAGACGGAGAACAAAGGCAGAGUGGUGCAGGGUAAACACCAGUUCUAUAAGUUCAGCGCAGCCACUGCAGAUGAACGGGACGACUGGAUGGACGCCAUCAGGGCAAGCAUCACCAAAGACCCUUUUUAUGACUUGGUGUUUCUACGCAAGAGGAAGGUCAUCAGUAACUCUCCCCCACAGGACUGAAACACAAGACAUGAAUGGAGAUAACAUCUGAGUUUGGAUCCUGGGUGUGUUUGUAUGAAAAGAAUAAAAGCAGCACAUCACAGCAGUGUACUAAUUAGUAACUGACACUUCUUCAAGUGUAAAACUGAGACGAGUGAGCUAUUUGUGGCUUGCAGCGUCUUAGAAAUCUUCACCGAACUUCUGCAAACUGCACGCACUACUGCUCCGACUUCAGGGGCUGACAACUCCUACUGACACACAUCUGCUGUUCACAUGCUGUUAAGAUAAAAUCUUAAAGUUCAAAUCUUUGUGAUUGAAUCAGUGGGAGAAAUGUAUGUAUGUAGCACUUUGUUAAACUGGCUCCUGGUAUUUAUCACUGGAGGUUUUUUCAGAGAAAAUAUGACUGUUUAAAAAACAGCUAAUCAUUAAAUCAUGUAAAUCAGUUAUUUUCCUUCUCGUAAAUGUCACCUCUUGCAGCACAAAUUAUUACUCAAAUUAACUGCAAGUAGAGUAAAAACAAGCUAAAAAGAUUUUAAGUUCUAAAUGUAUUUAUGAAUAAACUGUACAGUAUUUUAUUUAGUAAUUAUUGUAUAAGUGUUUGUUAAUGAUUUCACGUGUAAUUUAAUGACUUUAUGUUAAUAGAAGAAACAAAACAACUUGUUUUGCAAUAAAAUGUUUUCCUGCUGA
Messenger RNA from Thunnus maccoyii (southern bluefin tuna), 2137 nucleotides. RefSeq names its product cytohesin-2-like. The record is from RefSeq and is a predicted model, not a curated record. Gene Ontology annotation, molecular function: guanyl-nucleotide exchange factor activity. The transcript has 13 exons. Lineage: Eukaryota; Metazoa; Chordata; Actinopteri; Scombriformes; Scombridae. Gene Ontology annotation, biological process: regulation of ARF protein signal transduction. Bases 260 to 1471 code for a protein of 403 amino acids.